AUGUCCUCCGACGCGAUGUCAGACUACUCCCAUGAUGAUGAGCACGACCCUGAGGCGGACGAGCUCCGCGAGACCGCCUUGGUGACGUUGGAGGCUUUGAUCAGCUCAUGCAGUUCUCAGAUGCAAUCUUACCUACCAAAUACCAUUAACUCGGCGCUGAGGUUCCUGAAAUAUGACCCGAACGUGGCCGAUGCGGAAGAAGACGAAGAAAUGGGUGGAACACAAGACGAUGGGUCGGAGGAUGAUGCCACGGAGGAGCCUGAUAUGGAAGAUGACGACUUUGAGGACUUCGAGGAAGAAGGAGGCUAUAGCGACAUUGAUGAUAUGAGUUGGAAGGUCCGUCGAUGUGCGGCGAAGCUUCUGUAUGCCGUUAUUUCCACAUAUGGGCGUGGCCGUGCCUUGGACGAUGGAUCCUUGUAUCAACAGAUAGCACCUGCUAUCGUCACUCGUUUCAAUAAAGAAAGAGAGGAAAGCGUCAAGCUGGAGCUUGUUUCUACUAUGGACGCCCUUGUGCGUAAAACUGCAGAGGGUUCGAUGAUAAUCACUUCCAAUGGGUUUCUGGAAUCUGUCGGGAGUGGAUCCAAGAUCUCGAGAAAGAGAAGGCGUCAAGACAGCGAUGCCAGCAUGAUCGACUUCGAGCCCAGCAUGGGCACUUCGUCUGCAGCAGGCACUCCGCUGGUCGCACCCUCUUCGCCACAAUCCGGCCCCCAGUCAGAAUUGGCCAAUGCCUUGCCGGUCAUUGUCCGGAGUCUCGUCAAAAUGUGGAAGCAGGCCUCUAUCCCCUUGAAACAAGCUAUCAUAGUACUGCUUAAGAGCUUAGCAUUGGUUCGCUAUGGAGGGCUCGCCGAUCAUCUUCAGCAGAUUGAAGACCCAAUUGCAGAUGUGCUCAAAUCGUCGCUGUCUGGUGCUAACUCUGCGUCCGUCGGAGCUUCUGCGAGCGCGGGGACCUUGCAAAUCGAAACACUCAACCUCAUUUCUGCUGUCUCCGAGACACAUGCUUCCGAUGCUCUUCUUCCUUUCCUCAUCGCCCUGAUUCCUGGUGUUAUCGGUGCUGUCAAUGAUAGGAACUACAAAGUGAGCAGUGAAGCGCUUGCCGCGGUCGAGCAGAUUGUUAAGGCUCUUACGCCGCCUCGGGUGACUGCUGCUUCACAAGACCUUGUUUCUCAGUUGGAGAAGCUCUAUGAUGUCAGCCACGGUCGCAUUACCGAUACGAGCGCCGAUCUCGAAGUCCGCCAGCGGGCGAUCCAUGUUCUUGGUGUUCUUCUUGCUCGGACUUCUGGCGAACAAGGCUCCGCAUUUCUCUCUUUGCAGCAUCGAUCCAAAGGACUUAUGACCCUUGUCGAUCGCUUGAAGAAUGAAACAACACGUCUCUCCGCUGUUCGCGCGAUCGAUGAUGUGGCUGUCCUUUGCUCGCGAAAGGGUGAUGUUGACUCUAACUGGGUUCGCGAAGUGACUUCCGAGCUUGGGGCACAGCUGCGCAAGUCAGACCGUGUUCUCCGCAGUGCCAGCUUGGAGACUCUUCGCAGUCUCUCCAUGAAUCCCAACACACGAGCUCAUUAUGAUGGUAACUCCAUCAAAACCCUCGAAGACCAUCUCAUUCCUCUCAUCAGCGUGGAGGAUGUCCAUUUAUUGGCGCCGUCGCUGAUAAUCAUUGCCAAGCUCAUCCCCGGAAAUGCCCAACUUCUUGUCAACGACAACUUAGUAACGGCUAUUUGCUCAAUAGUCCGUACAUCUCUGGCUGGGACAGUUCUUAAGGCAUUGCUAUUACUUGUUAAAGUUAUUGGAGAAGAGGAAAGCGGAUCAGCUCUGAUGCAAAAGCUGCUGCAGGAUGUUGGAAUCAAUGGCGAUACCUCUGUUGUCGGACGGUCAAUCGGCACCCUCUUGGUCCAUGGCGGUUCAAAUGUGGGUGUGCGCAUGGAAGAUUUCUUGGCUGAGUUGCAGAAGACGCAAGAUCCUCAGCGUCAAUGUCUCGCCCUUGCCAUAUUGGGAGAAUCUGCGCUUCGUUUGGGUGCCAGUUGCUCGCUAACUCCCGAGGUGUUCAUCCCUCACUUCAACUCAAAGUCUGAAAAGGUCCGCUUGGCUUCGGCGAAUGCGCUUGGGAAUGCAGCUGCGGGUAAUGUCAAAGCCUACCUACCAACAAUUUUGGGCGGGCUAGAGAAAUCCGAUUCUAAGAACUACCUUCUCUUACAUUCCGUCAAGGAGCUACUUCAGCACCCUGAGAUGGUCCGGACGGAUGUGGCACCCUCAGCCUUGAAGCUCUGGCAGGCUUUGCUUGUCGUCUCCAAGGAAGAAGAUAACCGUGCUGUCGGAGCUGAAUGUGUUGGACGGUUGGCGUUACUCGACCCCGCUGCCUACAUCCCGCAAUUCCAGGAAUAUUUAUCCAAUGGUGACGCUGGGAUUCGUAGCAUUGUGAUAUCCGCAUUCCGCUUCACCCUCUCCGAUCCAAGAGACGUCUUCAAUGACGUUCUCAGGCCUUUGAUCGUGCCUCUCCUAGUCAACAUGCUCAGUGACCGAGACCUAGGCAACCACCGCCUAGCCCUCACAACACUUAACUCAGCAAUCCACAACAAACUCGCCCUCAUCCUCCCCCACCUAGGCGAACUCCUCCCCGCUGUUCUCGGAGACACCCAGAUCAAACCCGAGCUCAUCAGGGAAGUACAAAUGGGCCCCUUCAAGCACAAGGUCGACGACGGGCUCGAGCUGCGCAAGAGCGCCUACGAAACCGUCUACGCCGCCUUGGACACCUCCUUCUCCCUCUCGCAUCUCCCGGAACUCUACAGCCGCAUCCUCGCAGGAAUCGAUGACGAGCAGGACAUCCGCACUAUCUGCAACCUCAUGACCUCCAAACUCAUUACACUCGCCCCCGAGGAAACCCAGCGUCAUCUCGACGCCCUCUCGGAGCGCUACACCGGCGUCCUGAACUUCAAGCCCAAGGAGAACGCCGUCAAGCAGGAGAUUGAGAAGGCGCAGGAGGCAUCAACGGGUGUGCUUAAGAUCACGCGCGAGUUGUCCAAGGCGUUCCCGAAUGCUGAGGCGUCGGCUGAUCGUCAUAAGUGGAAGGCUUAUAUGGAGAUGGUGAGGGCGCAGUUUGGAACGCAGCUGAGUAACCUUGAGGCCGAGUUUUAG
Molecule: messenger RNA, 3126 nt
Organism: Aspergillus mulundensis
Lineage: Eukaryota; Fungi; Ascomycota; Eurotiomycetes; Eurotiales; Aspergillaceae
Gene: canA
Product: putative cullin binding protein CanA
Exons: 3
Coding region: 1-3126 (1041 amino acids)
Biological process (GO): protein ubiquitination; SCF complex assembly
Cellular component (GO): nucleus
Source: RefSeq, a predicted model, not a curated record